Molecule: messenger RNA, 1578 nt
Organism: Penicillium macrosclerotiorum
Lineage: Eukaryota; Fungi; Ascomycota; Eurotiomycetes; Eurotiales; Aspergillaceae
Product: copper fist DNA-binding domain-containing protein
Exons: 2
Coding region: 1-1578 (525 amino acids)
Biological process (GO): intracellular copper ion homeostasis; positive regulation of transcription by RNA polymerase II; intracellular iron ion homeostasis
Cellular component (GO): nucleus
Molecular function (GO): copper ion binding; RNA polymerase II cis-regulatory region sequence-specific DNA binding; DNA-binding transcription factor activity, RNA polymerase II-specific
Source: RefSeq, a predicted model, not a curated record
AUGUGGAUUGUCUGCCUGCAACACCGCUCGAGCUUCCGUUCUCGUGGGAGGUGGGAUUGCGACAAUACCCGUGCCUCCAAAAACCUGGCAAUUGCUGACCAUUGUCCCAUUCUUCGGCUGCCCGCCCUAGACCGCCCGUUGACCCAUAUCAACAAGAAAGGCCGCCCAGUCUCUCAAUGUCCUCAUUGCCGUGGCCUACGCAAGUCUCGAACAACCCAUGUCAAGUGCGAGUGCGGCGACAAGAAAAAGAAACAUGAUUCGUCUGACAGCCAUGGUGACAAGCGUGAUCUCAAGCAGGAUGCCCUGCACCGCUGUGGCUGCCACCAUGGCCAGCGCUGCACCUGUGCGCUGAAGAAGGAACCCCAUCUUGAUCCGGUACCGGAGACGGGCCUGCCCAUCUCUCAGCCUACGGUUCCCGCUGAACUUCCCCGGAAACCCCACCUGACGUCGACCAAGUCCGAGUCGACGCUGACAAUCUUCCGCGACGGUCAUCACAAACCCGCCCACAAGCAUAAUGACAUGGCCCACAAGUGUGGAUUGCCAUACACAAUCCCACGUUCACAUACCAUCCACCACCCGUCCGAUAUGCCCCGUCGUUCGGUGGACCACCUUCCUUUGGCUCAACCCUUCAUUCAAGAACCUCUUAGCCUCACUCUCGAUCCCCGGUCGCAGUCGCAGUCACAACAGAGUUCCCCCGAUAGCGUCCCGUCUGCGGGCACGGAGGAGGUCACGACUGCUUCUCUGGACCCAUCGUUUCUGGACGCGUUUGCUGCUUCCGUUCUCCCAUCCACGACUGCUUUGGAGAACCCCACUGACGGGACCACAUCAAACCCGACAUCUACCCCGGCCUCGAUGGACAAGUUCCCUCUUGAGCAGAUCAUGACCAGCAUUCCACCGCCUCUCGAUGUCUCGACCUUCACCAAUUACCAGACUACGACCACCAACUCUCCGAUCACCUGCCUGGCCUUCCAGGAUCCUUACCACGAUCCGUACUUCGCAUCCCCCGACUCAGAGGUGCCUUUGGGAUCCGCUGGGUUGGGCGCGCCAUCUGUUGACUGGUCUCAUUUUCCGCUGUAUUCGAAUGCGCCGACGUCGACUAGCACACAGACUCCUUCCUAUGCUAGCUUCGAUUACUCCUACCCCACGGGACUCCCCCCUCCGUCAUCCUCGGGAGACAUCUCUGAGGUCGAUGAGUUUGGACCGCUGCCCGGCCUUGGACACGCAGGCAAUGACAUGCACGAUCUGCAUAGCGUCAGCGAAGCGUCGGACAUGGACCACCUCCGCGUCAGCUCUGCUUCCUCAUUGGUGGGUCUGCCUCAAACGCAGCUCCUGUCGUCCAAUGAUCUGGAGUCGAUCAGCAUCGACGACUUCCUCAAGUCCGCCAACGAAUCCACUGCCGCGCUCGAGCAUCAACUGCAAGCCGGCAUGGGCCUUGAGCCGAAGACUGUACCGGCGCCAGAGAUGUACGCCUUGUCGCAGGCCCAGGAUGCGGUUCCCAUCUGGCCGGCCGGCCUCUUUGACGAUGCAACCACCCCACCCAUGGACGAGAACUACUUCCGCCAGUCCUGGGCCCAAUAG